Molecule: messenger RNA, 937 nt
Organism: Tribolium castaneum (red flour beetle)
Lineage: Eukaryota; Metazoa; Arthropoda; Insecta; Coleoptera; Tenebrionidae
Gene: Tango11
Product: Transport and Golgi organization 11
Exons: 3
Coding region: 141-791 (216 amino acids)
Source: RefSeq, a predicted model, not a curated record
AAAUUCUCAGGGAUUUUAGCCGCUUGGUAUCGCCAUCGACCGUCAAGUGUCAAAUUCAAAAUGUCGGAUCGGCUUUGGUUAUAAUCGCUGAUAAAAAUAGCAUUAUUUGGCUAUAAAUAGCGUUAUCACACCAGUAAAAGAUGUCAGCGAGCACAAGUCCGUCGCAUUACACCGAAGACGCCUUCGUGACAGAUGCCAACUUCAAAGUGGAAAUUAAUCAAAAAAUGAAAGUUCCCGACAAGAUCAGCUUCAACACGGACUUGAACGGGGCCACACAGCCCCCGUGGAACCGCGACAACAUCAACAUGCAAGUCCCUGAGCGAAUCCUCGUCGUGGGGCAACAUCAGCACAUUGGGACAAGGGCGCCCCCACGCGAAAUUGUCUUUGACAACUCGAUCCUUCCCCCAGAACCGUACCCCGGGGAUGUGCGGGUUGCGACCCCGCCCAGGACUUUGACUCUGGACAAGUACCCCUUUCCCACUCUUGAGGAGAUGGAGGACCCGGAACUGAACCAGAUUCCGGUGGUUAAACCAAAGAAAAAACAGGCGUUUGAUGAUUCGGAUUUGAAUCUGACGAUACGCGAGACUACGCCCCCGAUCGGGGGCAGCGGCGAGAGGCUGACGGCCGCCGAAGAGGUGCUGCACCUCAGGCGGCAAAUGGCGAAGCUCAACAGACGUGUGAUGGCCUUAGAAUUAGAAAACUUGAGCCGGCUCCAAAAGGAGAAGUUUCUAGUUGGUUUUGGAGUCGCUUAUUUGUUGUUGAAAGUCAUUAUUUGGAUGAAUAGAGAUUAGGGAGCACUAGUUUAUCCCUAAGUUAGGAACAAAUCGUAUUGACGUUAAUUAGUUCUGGUUUAAGUAACAUAAUUUUCCUAAUUUUUCCAAGUUUUUAUUAAUAGUCUUGUUGUAACCGAUUUUUUUCAAUAUAAUUAUCACAAUUA